AUGAAAAGAGGGCUACGUGCUCAAUCUGAGGUGACAGGCAGGAGGCCGGUGCUUCUGGUACAUGGUUGGUGUUUGGUAGGUCCAUUAAUGGAGGACCAAAAAUUACAAGAAGGCAAGAAAUUAGAGCUGGCCCAUGCAAUAGCAAAAUACAAGAACGAUGCUGUGCGGUAUGCCCAUGUUGUUGGACUUUAUUUCAAUUUAACAGUUAAUUUUGGUCUAGGUCUAGCGUUGCCAACGAGUUUAGAGCUUUUGCAUUCGAAGUGCUUGCUACAAUGCCUGAAAGAGGAUGUCACCGAUCCCUCUCAACCUUCAGAUGUUAACUUCCGGUACCAAAUAUACGCAAGCAAUCAAGAUGAUGCGUCCUCACAAGACGUCCUGCAGCAUACUUCGAGGCUUGAUAGAGAAUGGGGUCUCUCAGAGGCUCUGUCUGCUGUGUCUGCAGCUCUAAGUUUAUCCUCGUCUGCAUCUUCUGGCAAUGGGAGAAAAGAGGGGGCUGACUUGAUAAGGAAAGGCGUUGAAGAUCUUCAAGAUGAGGCAACGAACGUCUGUUCCUGA
This is a messenger RNA of Dovyalis caffra, 555 nucleotides long. Lineage: Eukaryota; Viridiplantae; Streptophyta; Magnoliopsida; Malpighiales; Salicaceae. The record is from the annotation of a GenBank genome assembly.